AUGACAGUCACUCGCAGUGAGAUUGAGCGGCACAACACCCGGCAAUCAUGCUGGGUCGCGAUUCACGGCGCCGUCUACGAUGUGACCGUCUCGGACUUUCUCGACUCACAUCCGGGUGGUGCUCAGGUUAUAUUGCGUUGCGCCGGGAAGGACGCGACUGAGGAAUUUGACUCAGUUCACUCGCCGGACCUUCUGACCGGGGCACUGCCAGAGACGGCGUUACGAGGAAUUAUCAACGCGGCUGAGCUGGCACCAUCCGAGGGCAUGGACUCUGUGAGCGAGGCGCGACCUGCUCCAACCCCAGAUGGUCCUCCACCGCUGAGCACCCUCAUCAAUCUGCAGGACUUUGAAGAAAUCGCCCAACGAUACCUCCCCAUCAAUGCCUGGGCAUACUAUUCCUCUGGUGCCGAUGACGAAAUCAGUAAGCGAAAUAAUGCACGGGCGUAUCGAAAGAUCUCGCUGCGACCUCGCAUUCUGCGAAAGAUCCCCCCGGUCGACACAAGCACCUCGAUCCUCGGCCAUUCGACGACCUUACCCGUGUAUAUCUCUCCAGUGGGUAUUGCUAAGCUUGCGCACCCGGAUGGCGAGUGUGCGCUGGCUGCAGCUGCUGGGAAAGAAGGACUCGUCCAAGUACUCGCAAAUGGGUCGAGCAUACCGAUUGAGCGCGUAAUGCAAAGUUGCGUCUCACUAAACCAGCCUGUCUUCCAACAGCUAUAUGUGAACCGCAAUAUCACCAAGUCUGUGGAGGUGGUUCGGCGAGCACAAAAGGCUGGGGCUCAAGCCAUUUGGAUCACCGUGGACUCGCCAGUGGUUGGGAAACGAGAGAUGGACGAACGAUUGAAUCUCAGCGUCAUGGCUGGUGAUGGUAAUUCGCAAGGCCAGGGCGUGGCGAAGACGAUGGCCAGCUCCAUCUCGCCUUUUAUUGACUGGGACAUCCUUUCAUGGCUCCGACAGCUGACGGAUCUCCCUGUCGUUAUCAAGGGGAUUCAGUGUGUCGAGGACGCGGUGCUGGCGUACCAGCAUGGCGUACAGGGCAUAGUACUCUCCAACCACGGAGGCCGUUCACAAGACACUGCCCAAUCGCCGCUUCUGGCUUUAUUGGAAAUCCGCAAAUUCGCUCCCUUCCUCAUUGACGGUCGAAUGCAAAUCUUCAUCGAUGGAGGCAUUCGCCGAGGAACCGAUGUCCUCAAGGCCAUCGCGUUGGGUGCUACCGCGGUUGGACUCGGACGACCCUUUCUGUUUAGCAUGGCAGCCGGAUACGGCGAGGAUGGCGUGCAUCGGAUGUUGCAGAUGUUGCGACAGGAGAUUGAAUCCAACAUGGUUUUUCUAGGGGCGACCACUCUCCGUGAACUGGAGCCGGAGAUGGUCAAUGCGAGUCGGCUGGAGAGGGAGUUGGUGGGGAGCGUGAAGUUAUGA
Molecule: messenger RNA, 1416 nt
Organism: Penicillium alfredii
Lineage: Eukaryota; Fungi; Ascomycota; Eurotiomycetes; Eurotiales; Aspergillaceae
Product: FMN-dependent alpha-hydroxy acid dehydrogenase
Exons: 4
Coding region: 1-1416 (471 amino acids)
Molecular function (GO): oxidoreductase activity; heme binding
Source: RefSeq, a predicted model, not a curated record